Messenger RNA from Dictyostelium purpureum, 198 nucleotides. RefSeq lists its product as uncharacterized. The transcript is spliced from 2 exons. Bases 1 to 198 code for a protein of 65 amino acids. NCBI's taxonomy places the organism in Eukaryota, Evosea, Eumycetozoa, Dictyosteliales, Dictyosteliaceae. The record is from RefSeq and is a predicted model, not a curated record.
AUGUUUAAAGAUAAAAAUAAAAUAGUAAUUUUGGUGUUUUUGGUUCAUUUGUCAAUUUGCUUUGGUUAUCAUGUUCAAUCUUCAUAUGGUAAAAUAGUUGUUGACUUUACUGGAUUAUAUGACCGUGUUCCACUUAAUAUAACCAUUUAUAAAGAUCCACAUCUUAAAAUUCCAUAUUUAAAUCUUAAUUUUACCUGA